UGCAAAGAAUUUUAUUGCGAAGAAAUAUUUGCAUUUCAGAAAAAAACAAAACAAUAAUUAUGACAAAGAAACUAAGAAGUCAAAUUGUAUUAACAAGUCUAAAGCAAAUGUGCUGUGUUGAUUUUGUUAAGUAUCUGGAAACAGUUGAUUCUGAGAGUGUUACUCCGGAUUGUUUUGAUGAAUGUCUUAAGUUAGCAGUUAAAAACCACUACUUUGCUCUAAUAGGAGUAAUAAUGCUUAGAAAACCUAGUAAUGCAAAAGACUGUUUGGAUGAUGCACUAACAAUGUUAAAUGGUUAUAAAAUUGAUGGAAUAAAAGCACCAGAUUGUUCUAAAACCACCCUUGUAUUGCUAUUAUGUUAUGCUGUUGAAAAACACCUUAAUGGUGUUAUUAAAGCAAUUUGUGAGAACAACUUUUACAAGAAACAAUGGUUGUUAGAAGGCGACAUCUCAAUUCGGUUUCACAUAUUGGAGCAUUUAAACAAUGACGAAAUGUUUGUUUACCCAGUGAGGAUCGGAUGUAAUCAUACGGUAAAAAAUUAUAAAGGUGUUGAAUAUAUAUUGAACAUAUUUUGUGAUAAAGAAAAUUAUAAAGCUGAUUGGAAAGGACUCUGGCUACGUUUUCUUCAUGAAGAUUGGUUUAAAGGUUUAACGAGCUUUAAAAAUAUUAUCCUAUCUUGUAAUAAAAUUAAAAGCAUGCCAAUUAAUAUUUUGAAUUAUCUUGGAGCUGUAGAAAAGUUAAAUCUUAGUUCAAAUAAAUUGCAAGUGGUUCCCUUAGAACUGUUUAGGCUUCCUAAUCUUCACAGUCUAAAUCUUUCAUCAAAUCAAUUGAAAGACCUUCCUAAUGUCAAAGAAUGGUCACCAUUUUUUACAAUAUUAGCUCUUGAAAAUAAUUUAUUAGAAAGUUUUCCAUUGCAUGUAGAAAAACUUAAAUUAAAACACUUAUAUUUAGCAGAUAAUAGAUUAAAAAGUGUUCCUGAAAGUAUAUGUAACCUGAAAUGUUUAGAAACUCUUGAUAUUAGUCGAAAUGUUGAUAUAAACACCUUACCACAAAGCAUGGGAAAGUUAUCAAAACUUAUUGUACUUGGUUUGGAAGGCUUAAAGAUUAGAAAUCCUGAUUAUUCAUCUACGAUUAAUCAUCCAGAUCAGAAAUCCUUCCACCUGAAUACACAAACAUAAACAUAAUUUGAAUGGUUUUAGUUAUAAUUUAA
This is a messenger RNA of Hydra vulgaris (swiftwater hydra), 1210 nucleotides long. Lineage: Eukaryota; Metazoa; Cnidaria; Hydrozoa; Anthoathecata; Hydridae. The record is from RefSeq and is a predicted model, not a curated record.